CAUGCGUGACGGGAGGGUUGUGACGUGUGCGCGUGGUCUCUGUAGCUGGUGUCUGUUUAUCGCUAUUCAAUCCAUUUCUGGCCUGUCAACUUCCGUUCUGUUUUAAUCUUACAAGAAAACUGUGUUGGAUUUUACAUGAUGGAACAGCUCAGAAGAACAUUUAUGAUCUUGGUGCAGACGUUCAUUUUGGUUUUAUGUAUGCCAUAUGUCGUCUUGUCUCACAAAGAAGGCGUGUCGGUGGUAUGCAGCAGGGAGCUGAUGGUUCUGGAGGUGCCGGCCGCCGGUGUGGAGGGCGUCAAGCUGGACAAGUGGUUCGCCAUGCCAGGCUGUCAGUUUGUGCGCACUGACGACAGCUUCACGCUCACCCUGCGCCUCGCUGACACUCCCUGCGGCAUCACGCGCGUCACCAACACACUUACGGCGAUGUCGCUGUACUACCAAAAGCUGAGGAUUUUCAACAGCGACGGCAGUCGGGAGCACCUGAUGGUGAAGUGCGCGCCCUCGCCCGGCAACAGCACCCACAACAUCGUCAGGAGGGACCUGCCACCAGAGUUUGUCGAGCCUGAUUACAUCGAGAUAACGUCAGAGGUGACGGGCAGCGCCCCAGUGCCCAUCCUGGGCGUGAGUGUGCGUCAGGAGAACAACCUCGUGGACGGCGCCAUAGACGUGGCGCCCGGCACGCCCCUCUCCAUGGAGGUCUUCUUGGACGAGGGCUCGGCAGGCACCUACGGCAUCUUGGUGAGCUACCUCGAGGUCACCAAUAACGCUCAGAAGAAGGAAGCCAUCGUCUAUAACGGCUGCACCAUCGACCCAAGUCUCUUCGAGAAUUUCGUAACGAAGAGCGGCGACUUCUUGUCUGCCAAGUUCAGAGCCUUCAAGUUCCCGGAGUCCAACUACGUGCUCUUCAGAGGCACGGUCGACGUCUGCCUCGACAAAUGUGAAGGGAUCACGUGCAGUGACGGCGAGAUCGGCUUCGGUCGGCGUCGGCGCAGCGUCUUCAGCAGCGCGCCCGCCACCAACAAACUCUUCGAGGUCACCAUGACAACCUUCAUCAAGUUCUCAGAGGAGUUCACCCACCAGGGCGUGCUUGGGUCGAGACGCGAGCCUGAGACGCUCCUGGCCGGCGGGGGCGGCGUCGCCCCCAUCAGCAGACGUUCCUCCGACAGCCCUCCUUCUGUGAUGUUCAGUGCCGCCCCUGCAACUGGCGUCGCGUCCUUCGUCGUCCCUCUCAUGUCCUUCUUACUCGUCAAGACUUUAGCUCUUAACGCUCGCGUAUGAUGUGUUUAUUGUACGAGGACCGCUCUGUUCUCAGUCUGUAGCGGGCAGAACAAAGAUAUUGUAGCUUGCGAUAAAAAUAACUUGCUGCUGUUGUACUCGCAAACGCUCUGGCGGUGAGAUCACAAAACAUCAACUUCUAAUUUUACUCGGCGUAAUUGAUUAUAAAGAUGGCAAGCAAUUAUCUAUAGGCCAGACUCACUCUGGAUGAGAGUUCGCCUCGUGCCGGAGUCUAAUUCUUUGAUUGCAAUAUUUCUGAUCGCUUCACUCACAAGAUGACGGAAUUUUUCGCUGCUUAUAUCUUUUUUCGUCAAAGACUCAUCAGAAACUAGAUGUGAUAAUAUUAAAGAUAAUCUCACUAACAACAGAAAAUUUCGCUCUCAUUCUUCGACAAAAUCAACGAUAUUUUAUCCCCUGUCUUUGUAAACCCAUUCCAGUGGAGUAGGCAUUGUGGGCCUCACGGCACUUGACCGAGACGAGACACACAUACUCCCUCUGUCAAUAAUGCACCCCAGAAUAAUAUGAGUUAAUUGCGUGGUAGAUCGUUAUUAGAGUUAUUAUUACCCACGACAGCAACCUGACAAAAGCUCUAGUAAAAGUCUUCCGCACCCUGUAGAUUAAUUAAAUGUGUUGUACACUCCAAGACUGGAGUCACACUCGGAGUGUGGCCAGACUGGAGUCACACUCAGAGUGUGGCCAGGAUGGAGUCACACUCGGAGUGUGGCCAGGAUGGAGUCACACUUCGGAGUGUGGCCAGACUGGAGUCACACUCGGAGUGUGGCCAGACUGGAGUCACACUCAGAGUGUGGCCAGGAUGGAGUCACACUCGGAGUGUGGUCAGGCUGGAGUCACACUCGGAGUGUGGCCAGGCUGGAGUCACACUCGGAGUGUGGCCAGGCUGGAGUCACACUCGAAGUGUCGCGAGUCACGCUCGGAGUGUGGCCAGGAUGCUGUUGCUACUCACGCUGGCAUGAGUUGUUGUAUGUAUUUUUCCUAGGUGUACUGGAAGUGUCCAAAUUUGUUGCCUUAUUCAUGCUUAUGAAGCUUCUUUAAUGUUAGUUAUUGAAGGAUCGACAACUUUGCCGUACAGGAUCAUUGGUCUGUCGCCCAUAUUCUUUUCAAUUAUGAACUGAGCGAUCGUCGGACAUUUAAGUUAGUUCAUUUUUAUAAAUACUCUUCAUUCAUUUAUUUUCAUUAUGAUAUGCUUCCAUAAUCUAACUGAAAUUAGGAUUUGUAAUUACUUAUGACGUAGUUAUUUGUAUUUGUGUAUGCGACGCUAACGAUGGUGCAUUUAUGUUUAGUAAAUGACGAUAGUCUAUGGCUUAAUGUGAAAUCGUUAGUUACGAUAAAUAGUGGAUAAUAUCUGAAAUUUUCUUCUUAACUAAUGCAUAACACAAUGUGCCUAUCACAGCAGUUCUAAUCGAAGGACUUGUAUAAAAUGACCGACAUGGAACAAACUGGAAGGUGCCACUUAUUUUAUAUUCAGUUUCACUUCCAGUCUAAUACUCGCCGCUUCUGCUAUAUUCAUAUAAUCAUAUAAUACUCACCCUAACAUACUCUUAAUAACAUUUAUUCUUGUGAGAGAACAGAAGAGCGCACCCGUGAAUAAAAUUCUUUUCUGCCCCCCUGAUAUUUUUGCUACAAAUUCUACGUCGACGAAAUAAAUAAAUAACGUGAAGUGUGUGAAAAAAGUCAUGGUUAGAAUAUGUCUAGAUUUAAUAGUAAUUCCUGCUAGACGUGAAAGUAAUUUUUCGCGCUAGUCUGGCAUGUCGUCUGGACUAUGGUUGAAUUAAUACAUAAUUGUAUUAUGUAUUAAUACAUAAUACAUUAAUUGUAUUAUGUAUUAUAGAUGCGUGCGUCGGUAUUAAUACACCGUGUGCCAGUGUCCGAUGGUCACUACAGGUGCCCGCGAGAAUUAUUUGUAUCGAUUGUAGUUCAAACGUGUUAAAGUCCAAUUGAAAUUAUAAAUAUUGGUAGAAACUUUCUAUGAAAGCUUCUAAAUGCUAUGAUGUUUAUGACAUGCAUUCUACUUUGAACGAUAGAUGCUCAUCCAUUAAAAAAUUUGAAAAUGAUUUGCAAGCAUACUUCUUGAAUAAUAUUUGCUGUACUUAAUCUAAUGAAAAUUAAUCUAUAGAAUAUUUGUCAGCAUUUGUUGAAUAGAGUGUUGAAUUAA
Messenger RNA from Hyalella azteca, 3448 nucleotides. RefSeq lists its product as uncharacterized. The record is from RefSeq and is a predicted model, not a curated record. Bases 136 to 1278 code for a protein of 380 amino acids. The transcript has 8 exons. Lineage: Eukaryota; Metazoa; Arthropoda; Malacostraca; Amphipoda; Hyalellidae.